Messenger RNA from Abrus precatorius (Indian licorice), 2073 nucleotides. RefSeq names its product boron transporter 1-like. The transcript is spliced from 12 exons. Gene Ontology annotation, cellular component: plasma membrane. Gene Ontology annotation, molecular function: solute:inorganic anion antiporter activity. The coding region runs from base 1 to 2073 and encodes 690 amino acids. NCBI's taxonomy places the organism in Eukaryota, Viridiplantae, Streptophyta, Magnoliopsida, Fabales, Fabaceae. Gene Ontology annotation, biological process: monoatomic ion homeostasis; transmembrane transport; monoatomic anion transport. The record is from RefSeq and is a predicted model, not a curated record.
AUGGAAGAAACAUUUGUUCCCCUACGUGGGAUCAAGAAUGACCUCAAAGGAAGACUUGUGUGCUACAAACAAGAUUGGACCAGUGGAUUCCAGGCAGGCAUCAGGAUCCUUGCCCCAACUACAUAUAUCUUUUUUGCUUCAGCCAUUCCGGUUAUCUCUUUUGGGGAGCAACUAGAGAGAAAUACAGAUGGAAGUCUAACUGCAGUGCAGACCCUUGCAUCAACAGCACUAUGUGGUAUUGUCCACUCAAUUUUUGGAGGGCAGCCCCUCCUCAUACUAGGUGUAGCUGAGCCAACAGUUCUGAUGUAUACAUUCCUGUACAACUUUGCAAAGGAUAGAAAGGAUUUGGGGCACAAACUAUUCCUGCCUUGGACUGGAUGGGUGUGUGUUUGGACUGCCCUGUUGCUCUUCUUGUUGGCCAUUCUUGGUGCAUGCUCUAUAAUCAACAGAUUCACACGCCUUGCUGGCGAACUAUUUGGCUUGCUAAUUGCAAUGCUCUUUAUGCAGCAGGCUAUAAGGGGACUAGUGGAGGAGUUUGGUGUACCCCAGACCCAGAGAGAAGGUACCAAUCAGAUUGCACUCCAAUCCUCUUGGCUGUUUGGCAAUGGAAUGUUUGCUUUGGUUUUGUCAUUUGGCCUUCUGUUUACUGCACUAAGAAGCCGUAAGGCUAGAUCCUGGCAUUAUGGGACAGGUUGGUUGCGGGGAUUUAUAGCUGAUUAUGGAGUCCCUCUAAUGGUUCUUAUGUGGACUGCUGUGUCUUAUUUACCGGCCAAUAAGGUUCCAAGGGGAAUCCCAAGGCGACUUUUCAGUCCAAAUCCAUGGUCUCCUGGUGCAUACUCAAAUUGGACUGUAAUUAAGGAAAUGUUGAAUGUGCCUCCCAUCUAUAUUAUUGGAGCAUUUAUACCUGCAACAAUGAUUGCUGUGCUUUAUUACUUUGAUCACAGUGUUGCAUCACAACUUGCCCAGCAGGAGGAGUUCAAUCUAAGAAAACCGUCAUCUUAUCAUUAUGACCUUCUCCUUUUGGGCUUCUUGACAAUAUUGUGUGGACUUAUUGGCAUCCCUCCUUCCAAUGGCGUGAUUCCACAAUCCCCAAUGCAUACUAAAAGCUUAGCUACUCUAAAACAUCAGCUCUUGAGAAAUAAGCUUGUAUCUACUGCACGAAGAAGCAUGCAGAAAAAUAUGAACCCGAGUCAGUUAUACCAAAGUAUGCAAGAAGCAUAUACUCAAAUGCAGACUCCAUUAGCCCGCCAAAUACCACCAGCCUUGGGGCUAAAGGAGAUGAAGGAAUCCACCAUCCAACUGGCUUCAAGUCAUGGAUACAUUGAUGCACCUGUUGAUGAGAUUGUUUUUGAUGUGGAUAAGGAUGUUGAUGACCUUUUGCCAGUUGAAGUUAAAGAACAGCGCGUCAGCAAUUUGCUGCAGGCAUUGAUGGUCGGAACUUGUGUUGCUGCUAUGCCUCUUUUAAAGAAGAUACCAACUUCAGUGCUUUGGGGUUACUUUGCUUUCAUGGCAAUUGAAAGCUUGCCCGGAAAUCAGUUUUGGGAAAGAAUAUUAUAUCUUUUCACUGCUCCAAGUCGAAGAUACAAAGUGCUGGAGAAACACCAUGCGACCUUUCUGGAGACCUUGCCCUUCAAAACAGUUGCAAUGUUUACCUUGUUCCAGAUAGCUUAUUUGCUUCUCUGCUUUGGUCUUACAUGGAUACCAAUUGCUGGGGUCCUUUUCCCAUUGUUAAUCAUGCUUCUUAUCCCAGUACGGCAAUAUUUCCUUCCCAAGUUUUUUAAAGGAGCCCAUCUUCAAGAGUUGGACGCUGCAGCAUAUGAGGAAGCACCUGCUAUUAGUUUCAACUUGUCAUUCGAAGGUUCAGGUAGUGAGACAACAACAGUCAAUAUUAAUAGUGGGGAAGUUCUUGACGAAAUUAAUACAAGGAAUCGUGGAGAGAUCCGCCUCAAUCAAAGCCCAAAAUCAAGGAGUUCAACUCCAACAUCAGUUGGAAAUAUCUCAAAGGAUUCACAGCAUUUGAGUAACUCAAUUGAGAGGGGAAACGAGCCUACGAUCAAUCAUGAAAGUGAUUAA